This is a messenger RNA of Microtus oregoni (creeping vole), 1781 nucleotides long. RefSeq names its product centromere protein L (gene Cenpl). The transcript has 5 exons. The coding region runs from base 460 to 1497 and encodes 345 amino acids. The record is from RefSeq and is a predicted model, not a curated record. NCBI's taxonomy places the organism in Eukaryota, Metazoa, Chordata, Mammalia, Rodentia, Cricetidae.
AUAAUUUUAAACUGGAGGGCUUGGAGUUCGAGGGGCUGCGCCUUCGCUCGCGAAGGGAGGUUUCAAGUCUACUUUCGAUCACAGGAGAGCUUCCGAGAGGGGGCUGCGGGGACGCCUGUCUUUCGUGGGCAGACGCUAGCUCCCGAGGAGUGAGGGUCGCAGAGCCCGCCCGCUAGGGAAGCGGAACUGUCUCUCCCAAGGUGACGUCGCAGGUGUUACCCGCGUCUGAGGGAAUCCAGGUUCCCUCCCUGGCCUUGAUGUCCCUUCUGAAGUCACCAGGGAUUGCUUCGGUUCUCUCUGGGCAGUCAUUUUGGCCGCUUUCUUUCUUUCUUUUUUUUUUUUCCCCAACAAAAACAAAAGAAAUCAAAAUUUCCUCUCGUCGUAGUCUUGGAGCCAGACUUGAAGAAUGAUUCGUGAAUCCGGAAUGGAUGACAACGUCAUCACGACAUAUUUUUGACUAUGGAUUCUUAUAAUUCACCUGGACCAACUUCUAGACGAAGGACCUCAAGUCUGAAAGACUAUUUUAUAGGUGCCACCCCUCUGCAGAAACGGCUGGAAUCAGUCAGGAGGCAGAGUUCAUUUUUUCCCAGUCCACCUCGGAGAAAAUUACCCCAGUGUUCACAGUUGCAGGAAGAAAUCGAUCCUGAGAAGGUGGGAUUUCUCCUUCACAAACAAUGGACUGUAUAUAGUUUAACUCCUCUGUAUAAAUUCUCCUACACUAACCUCAAAGAAUAUUCUAGACUUCUAAGUGCAUUUAUUGCUGCUGAAAAGCAAAAAGGACUUGCUGUGGAAGUGGGAGAAGACUUCAACAUCAAAGUGAUUUUCUCGACUCUACUUGGAGUAAAAGGAACACAAAGGGACCCCGAAGCAUUUCUUGUGCAGAUUUUCUCAAAGUCUCAGUCAUCACGUGAGCACAGAGAGGGUAAAGUGCUGUGGACUGGUUGGUUCUGCUGUGUGUUUGGAGAUAGUCUUCUGGAGACUGCUUCCAGAGACUUCACCUGUCUACCCUUGUUCCUUGCAAAUGGAGCAGAGGCCAAUACAUCCUUGAUUGGAGGCUGGUUUCAGAAGACUUUCGACUGUUGCUUCAGUCCUUUAGCAAUCAGUGCAUUUAAUCUUUCCUGGAUGGCUGCCAUGUGGACUGCUUGUGAAAUGGACCAUUACACAGCUACCACUGAAUUUUUUUGGUCUGUGCCCUGUAGCCCUCAAAGCUUGGAUAUUUCUUAUGCAAUUCAUCCAGAGGAUGCAAAAGCUUUAUGGGACAGUGUCCACAAAACACCUGGGGAGAUUACCCAGGAGGAAGUUGACUUAUUUAUGGACUGCCUUUAUUCACAUUUCCACAGGCAUUUCAAAAUUCACUUAUCAGCCACAAGAUUGGUUCGUGUCUCGACAUCUGUAGCUUCAGCACACACUGAUGGGAAAAUAAAGAUUCUGUGUCGUAAAUACCUUAUUGGUGUGUUGGCCUAUAUGACAGAACUGGCAAUUUUUCAAAUUGAGUGAAUUCUAGUAUGGACUCUAAGUGAUGCAUUAUAAACCCUUUCAGUUACUUUCUGAGUUGCUAUUCCAAGCGGGACAGUGGAAGAAAUGUAGCACCUGUUUUCUCAUGGUGUCUUUGGAGUUGCUCGAGUGGAUCUGAAACACAGCAGCGGUCAUGGGUGAGCCAUGGUUAUGUGCUUGUGUGUCCAUAGAUCACUGUGGUCCCGUUAUGUAUAAAUGCUAUAGAAGAUGCUGAAUUGUUAACAUAAAAGUAUCCAGCUUAAUCAAAUAAAUAUAUCUAAAAUCUG